AUGUCAACUAACUCUAAAACCAGCUUACAAGCUAUUCCCGAUGAUCAAUUACAAGCAGAUUUACUUCGAAGGAGAAAUAUGGGAAGUCGAAUUUUCAUAUUAAAUCGUCCAACAAAGGCCAAUGCGUUAACUCUUGACGUGAUUAGAAGUACUGGGAAUAAAUUUUUUUGUGCUGGUGGAGAUGUUGUAAAUCUUGUAAAACAACUAGAGUCAGAUCCUAGUAAUAAACCAAAUGUACUAACUUUUUUCAGAGAAGAAUAUCAACUUGACCAUCUCAUUGCUACUGUAUAUAAACCAUUUGUAGCGAUCAUUGACGGAGCCACCAUGGGAGGUGGAGUUGGUAUUUCCGCUCUCGCACCAUUUCGUAUAGCAACAGAAAAUACUAUUUUUGCUAUGCCUGAAACAAAAAUUGGGCUUUUCCCUGACGUGGGUGGAUCUUUUUUCUUACCAAGAAUGGAUGGUGAACUUGGUACUUAUCUUGCCUUAACUUGUGAAAAUGUAGUAGGAAUUGAUGUUUUCUUAUCAGGAGUUGCAUCUCAUUACGUUCCAUCACAGAGAUUACAACAAUUAGAGGAUCGACUAAGUGAAUUAGAAAGUGAUGAUCAUGAAGUGAUAAACAGUGCUAUUGAGGAAUUUGUUUCUGAGCCUCCGAAAGAACACAAGUAUUCUUUUGGCACUGAAUGGUCAAAAAAAACAUUGGAAACAUUAAAAAAACAUUCACCUACUAGCUUAGUUGUUACGUUAAAAGAAUUAAGAGAAGGAAAAGAAAAAGAUAUAGUUAAUUGUUUUAAGUUGGAAUACAAUGUGGUUCAAAAGUUUUUGGAAAAAUCUGAUUUUAAAGAAGGAGUUAGGGCACUUUUAAUUGAUAAAGACAACAAUCCCAAAUGGAAUCCAAGUACUAUAAAUGACAUAAAUGAAGAAGAAAUCAUAAACUUUUAUUUUAAUUCAGAAAAAGAUUGCGAGACAAUUGAAUUUUUGAAUGAGUUAUCGUUUGAAAAACACCCUCAUUAUAAAUUCAGUUUACCAUCUGAAGAAGAAAUUCGUAUGGUAAUUACUGGCGAGACUCCUGAUGCCGGUUCAUUAAGUAUGUCCAAGUCAGAAGUUGUAGAUUUCUUUCUAAAAAAUCGUAAAUCAAAAAUUGGAGUUCCUGAAAAAGUUUUAGAAGUUUUAGAUAGGAAAACGUCAUCUCUUAAUGGCGGAUUAAAAUGGAAGGAUUGA
Entrophospora sp. SA101 is the source of this 1218-nucleotide messenger RNA. Lineage: Eukaryota; Fungi; Glomeromycota; Glomeromycetes; Entrophosporales; Entrophosporaceae. The record is from the annotation of a GenBank genome assembly.